GAUCGGCUGUCCACCACAAACUCAGCGAUGAGGUGGCUGCAGCAGCUGCAAGUGACAAGAGCUUGAAGGUCUUGGUUGCAGAAGAUAACAUUGUGAACCAACGGGUGGCGGUGACUCUUCUGCGAAAGUGGGGGCAUGAAGCAGUUCUGGCCAAUAAUGGAGAAGAAGCUGUGAAGAAGGUUCAGACAGAUGACUUUGAUGUUAUAUUAAUGGAUGUCCAAAUGCCAGUUUGUGAUGGGCUACAGGCAACCAAGAGGAUUCGGGACUACGAGUCUACGAAGAACCACCACACUCCAAUCAUCGCAAUGACUGCACAAGCUCUUAUUGGAGAUGGAAUGAAGUGUAUUGAUGCAGGGAUGGAUUCGUACAUGAGCAAACCUCUAAAUGCCUCAAAGUUGAAGGACCUGUUGCGGCUCGUAUGCCGAUCGCACGCUCUUCCAAAGCCAACCAACGAGUCUACCAGGGAAUUUUGA
Messenger RNA from Closterium sp. Naga37s-1, 473 nucleotides. The record is from the annotation of a GenBank genome assembly. Lineage: Eukaryota; Viridiplantae; Streptophyta; Zygnematophyceae; Desmidiales; Closteriaceae.